CUUUCGCUUUCGUUGGCCUCUUGGUCGCCACUGGGCGCGGUGGAAAGACAGUCGGUGCCCAGCAGCCGCUCCCGCACUCCUCAGCACGCCCCAGUGUCCUCCGGGAUCGCACAGCAAGGAUGGCGGAGAGCCCCAUGCCCACCGUCCUCUUCAUCUCGGUGUUCGUCUUCCUCUUCUUCAAGUUCUGCCUGGGCGGGCCGCAGCUGGCCACCCUGGGCAUGCUGGGCCCUCUGGCCGCGCACCUCGGUCACGACGCCCACCUGGAGGACGGGGCCAAGGCCGAGGCCGCCAACAUGGCCGAGGCCCUGCCGCUGCCCUUGGUCAGGGACUUGGUCAGGAAGUGCCCCGUCGGGACGGUGUACAGCGUGGCCGUGGGAGGCUGCAAGGACCUGGUGCGCUCCACCAAAAGCUCAUCGCAGAGAUUGGAGCUACUGAUGCCGUACCUGCUCGCCGCCACUCAGCAGGGCCAUGCGUCACAGUAGAGGCUCAUCAGCGGCGCCCCCGGCCCCGGCCCGCAGCUCACCAUAGCGGCUCACCGGCCGAUGGCGCCACUGCUGGGCGUGAGAGAGAAGACUUGUCUGGAGCUGGGACGCGCUCCUUGUUGUUUGUUCCUGUAAGAACUUCUUUGUAAAUAAAUUUGUUGUUAAGUUUGUCUCCUGGAA
Messenger RNA from Frankliniella occidentalis (western flower thrips), 662 nucleotides. RefSeq lists its product as uncharacterized. The record is from RefSeq and is a predicted model, not a curated record. The transcript is spliced from 3 exons. NCBI's taxonomy places the organism in Eukaryota, Metazoa, Arthropoda, Insecta, Thysanoptera, Thripidae. The coding region runs from base 120 to 482 and encodes 120 amino acids.